Molecule: messenger RNA, 1805 nt
Organism: Prorocentrum cordatum
Lineage: Eukaryota; Dinophyceae; Prorocentrales; Prorocentraceae
Source: the annotation of a GenBank genome assembly
CGAUGAUUGGCGUUUGCGCAACGGCCGCGGGCGUUUGCUAAGCAGCCCUGCCCUGGCUCGGUAUCGUUUGGCCUAUUCCUCCCCGCUGGGCCGUGGUAAGUUGGCCCCGCUAUUAUUCCGUAGCCAUUUUGGCUCAAGCCUUGUCUCGAAUCCUACCGCACCUGUGCAUCAGCCACUGACCAAUCCGCAACGCAUCUUCGAUUCGCAUGAUCUCCGGCAUGCGCGCGGCUGCGCUUCCUGCGCUGAUCGUUGGUACCGUGCUACAGGCGACUCCAGUGCGUUCUCUUCGCGCGCCGCCCCCCCAGUCGCCCCUGUGGCAGGCCCUCUAUCCACAGAUCGCGCCUUUUGAAGAUCAGGAGGAGCCCGAGGACAGCGAGUUCGAGGUACGCGUGACUCCCGACGAGGUGAAGGCCCUCAUUCCAGAGGGCGCAAGGAAUGUUGCUUGUCCCAACCGUCUUGGUGUUAGAGGUGCCCGAAAGCUUUAUGUUCAUGAUGCCACCGACGGGCUAGGUUCCAGGAUCCUGAACGUCAUCGGUGCUCUGAGGUACGCCGAGAAGAUGAAUGUUGGCUUCGGGGGGUUGCUCUCACUGGGGGGGGGGCGCCAUGGUCACACAGCGUGAAUAUCUCUGCCGGAUUGCAGGCGUUUUUUGCGUGUGACCUAUACGUUGACGCUCUGCCGCAAGAUACGCAGGUGUUCCCGACUGUCCAAGCUCUAAGUCAGCAGCUCGAUAAGGGCGCAAUUGCAAACGAGGCCCACGUUCAUGUAGAAUUACGGCAUUUAGAUUUCUUCGACUCUAUUGGCAGCAUUGAGGGCCAGCAACGCACCUAUCAUGCAGAUGCCCCUGGUGCGUUUCCAACCCCGCGACCUCAACGUUGCCGUUCAUGUACGCCGGGGAGACGUGGAUGAUUGGGUCCCUGGGAGGGGUACGAGCCACGAGUAUUACGUUUGGCUGAUAAACAUCAUGCGGAGGAAGGUGCCCUACGCGAAGUUCCACAUCUUCAGCGAGCAGCGUCGGCGCAGCAACAACACCGACGAGUUCGACCCGUACAGCAAGUUGGGUGCCACUGUGAACCUGGACACAGAAGCAACUGAAACGCUUGCGCAUUUUGCCAGGGCCGAUGUCCUUGUUACUGCGAAGAGCAGCUUCUCAUACGCUGCAGCCCUGUUGAACCCGCAUUGUGUGCUUUACCAGAGGUGGAUGUUGGCGGUGCCUGGGUGGGUGCCACUACCAAAGUCAGAACAUCUUGGAAACGACGCUACUGAAAUGCUCAGUCAGCAGAUCGGCAGCUGCAUGUUGAGCAUCGCAGCGCGGAAAUAUGGCGGACAGGAGUGAGCCAGGGUCCAUACAGCGAGGUUUGCUCGCUUGUAUGAGCCUUCCAUUCGCGUGAUUAUCAUAGCGCCCCUUCUCGGCAUUGUAUCACGAUCAAGACGGAGGACUUCGACAAACUACAGCCAGGCCCUUCCCAAUUGCGCAAGUUGGUUGUUUCGGAGUGAGCAUCAUGUUGUAUAGUGACUGGUUACGGCGAUGACCGAAGUGAAGCGCCGCAUGCAACAUAAUUGCAUGGUUGUUUUGCUUGGUUGGCCCCCGCUUAGCACGAUAUUUCAUCACCUGGGGCGCAUUUGGCGUCCCCAGGUGCCGCUGAUUUGAUCGGCGAGUGAUUGUCGCGUCGAUUGAUGUCUUCGGCGUUCGGCUUGUUUGUCUAUCUCAUUUGGUGGAGCAUACCCGCGGAGCCAUUUGAGCCUUUCCUAAGUCAUAUAACGCCAAUGUGGUUACUUAUAAGAAGCGGUGCCUGGUUGGAAAAAA